UAUAGACAAAGUAAUGGGAACCAGAUGUUAACUAAGGCAGGAGUGCAGUUCAGCACGUCGAUCAUUUCACACAUCAGCCAAUGAGAGGGCAGAGAAUGGGGCAUUCCUGCCCCUCUCCUGGGGUUAUUGGCUGCAGGGUCUGCGGCAGUUCCGGGGUUAAAAUUCCACUAGAGAUCGAGCUAUAAAACCGGGAGAUCAGCGCCCCAAACAGCUUCUUUUUUUUUCCCUUAACCACCCGGGAACAGAACUAUUCGUUUCCACAAUGCAAGGAAAGAGAUUCGUUUUACUUUUAAAACUUCACUGUAUUCUUUGCUUGGUUUCUGCAAUUCAAAGAAAGGAUCUUUUUCCAUUUGGUCCACACGCAGGGGACCUUACCCUUCAAGAAGGCGACGAUGAAACCUCUGCAGUUAUAAAACUCAAAAGGCCACUUGUUUUCUAUGAUACACACUUCAACAAUCUUUACGUAGGAACGAAUGGUAUCAUCUCCCUGCAAGAUUUGCCCAGGGAGACCCAGUAUGUAGAUGAUGGAUUCCCAUUCGAUUUCCCGGUGAUAGCGCCCUACCUGUCCGACAUCGACACAAGUCGUGGCCGAGGACGGAUUUACUACAGAGAAGACAAUUCUUCUGAUACUCUGGACCGCGCCGGCCAAGAAAUCAGGAGAGCUUUUCCUCAGAGCUCAUUCACUCCAACCAAUACUUUCAUCGCCACUUGGGAGAACGUGGCGCCUUAUGAGGAAGUGACGCGUUCGACACCCUCUUCUAACAGGUUCAACACCUUUCAAGCAGUAUUGGCUUUUGAUGAAUCAAAUUCCUAUGCAAUUUUUCUCUACCCGGAGGAUGGGUUACACUUCUUUGGGACACGUCCAAAAGAAUCCUACAAUGUUCAGAUCGAGUUACCCGCUCGGAUAGGCUUCAACAGAGGAGAAACAGGGUACACACAAUGGAGACGAGAAAGUUCCUAUUAUAGUAUUACCACCAAUGAACAAUCUGUUAAACAUCUCUAUCAGAGGGGCAAUUCAGGUACUCGAGGAGAAUGGGUUUUUCAUAUUGGUGGAACUUCAUCCUUCAACAAUAUAAUGCAAGCAAAAGCCAGAGUGGAGACUUCAGGAGAGGAUCAUAUUGUUACUUUGGAUAGUUCCCUGAGAGGUCCAGUUAUCCCUGUUGCACAGGAAUCUGAUUAUGCAGAAAAUGAAGAUUACAACCACCAUUAUGACAAUGAAGAGUCUGAGUACACCCCCUCCAUUUCCAUGGCACCUCAUGGAAGAGUUGCAGGUAUUCCAGAUGAUCCACCGUAUCCGGAUGCAGGCAUUAUUCCAUCCUAUCCUGAAGGCUAUCCCGAGGCGGGCGUCAUGUCAUCAUAUCCUGAAUCUGGGGCUUUUCCAUCAUACCCAGAAAGGGGCCCUGAGGUUGGCACCAGGAUGAGGUACCCCAAUGGAUACUCAGAAAUUGUGCCUAGAAAUCAGUUACCAGUUACAUCAGGCAGACAUGUUGUCAGCGUUGAUGAAGAGGAAGAACUUGGCACUGGUGUCUUUACUUACAACACAGGCUCGAAGGAAACCUGUGAGAGAAACCAGGAACAGUGUUCCCAGAAUGCCUACUGUACUGAUUACUCUAGUGGAUUCUGCUGCCAUUGCCAGUCUGGUUACUAUGGCAACGGAAGGCAAUGCCUACCAGAAGGUGUUACUCAGCGUGUGAAUGGAAAAGUAAAUGGAAAAUUAAUGGUAGGAGACAGUCGAAGGCCUGUGGAGUUUGAGAAUGCUGACCUGCAUGCAUAUGUAGUUAUAAAUGAUGGGAGAUCCUUUACAGCAAUUAGCCAAAUUCCUGGGUUAGCAGGCUGGGCCAUGCAGUCAUUGUCGAUAAUUGGAGAUCUUUUUGGAUGGCUGUUUGCUUUGCAGCAACCAGGCUUCAAAAAUGGCUUUAGCAUUGCAGGUGCCAAAUUUAUUCGCAAUAUUGAUAUCACCUUUUCUCCGGGUAAUAAACAGUUAAAUGUAAUACAAAUAGCUCAAGGUUUGGAUGCACAGAAUUAUCUCAGUGUCACUACUGAGAUUGAGGGAGAGUUGCCUGAUAUUGCUGUAGGAGCUUCAGUCCAUAUCCAGCCAUAUAAUGAAGUUUACUACCGCUCCAGUUCUGCAAUUACCUCUACAGCCUACAGGGAUUAUUCUGUUGAAUCUACGAAUGGUGAGACACAGAGACUCCGUUACCAAUUGAAGCAGAACAUUACCUAUUAUGACUGUGAGCAUGCACCAAAAACCAUUCCAGCAGCCCAGCAACUUAAUGCAGAGCGUAUAUUGGUUCUAUAUAAUCAGAGUGAGCAGGUGGUCAGAUAUGGAAUGAUCAGCCAGAUUGGACCCGUCAGAGAUAACUCCAGGCUUGUACGAGUUAAUCCGUGUCAGGAUGGAACCCAUGGCUGUGAUCCAAAAGCACAGUGUUACCCAGUGAAUGACCAUGAUCACAUCUGUACAUGUGCACCAGGCUAUGAAGGAGAUGGCAAAGUUUGCACAGCAACCAGUGAACGUCCAAAAACGGCUUGUGAACAGCAAAGAGAGAGACUGCAGGCAGGGAGCAUUCGUGGGCCUCUUUUUGGUGUUCAUAUCCCUCAGUGUGAUGAUGAAGGCAACUUCAGGCCGAUGCAAUGUCACAGCAGCACAGGAUACUGCUGGUGUGUGUACGAGAAUGGACAGGAAGUUCCCGGGACAAGGGUAGCGCCUGGAACCCGUCAAGCACGCUGUGAGCUCCCAUCAGUCAAUGAGCGUCCCAAGUCUGCCUGUGAGCAGCAGCGAGAACGGUUAGAAACAGAGAUGAGACUGCGUGGGCCUCUUCUGGGAGUCCACAUCCCUCAGUGUGAUGACGAAGGGAACUUCAGGCUGAUGCAAUGUCACAGCAGCACAGGCCACUGCUGGUGUGUAUACGAGAAUGGACAGGAAGUUCCCGGGACAAGAAGAGCACCUGGAACUGGUCAACCACAUUGUGGACAGCCAGCCAGUGAGCGCCCGAAGUCUGCCUGUGAGCAGCAGCGAGAACGGUUGCAAGCAGAGGGGAGCCAGCACGGACUUCUUGUUGGACUCUACAUCCCUCAGUGUGAUGACGAGGGGAACUUCAGGCCGAUGCAAUGUCACGGCAGCACAGGAUACUGUUGGUGUGUGUACGAGAAUGGACAGGAGGUUGCAGGGACUAGAACAGCACCUGGAACUGGUCAACCGCGCUGUGAGGUGCCAGUGACCAACGAGCGCCCGAAGUCUGCCUGUGAGCAGCAGCGAGAACGGAUACAAACGGAAAUGAGCCUGCGCGGGCCUCUCGUUGGACACCACAUCCCUCAGUGUGACGAAGAAGGCAACUUCAGGCCGAUGCAAUGUCACAGCAGCACAGGAUACUGCUGGUGUGUGUACGAGAAUGGACAGGAGGUUCCCGGGACGAGGACAGCCCCUGGAACUGGUCAGCCACGCUGUGGAGAGCCAGCAACUGAACGCCCUAAGUCUGUCUGCGAGCAGCAUCGAGAACGGGUAGAGUCAGAGAUGCGUGGGUCCCAGCCCUUGGUUGGUAUCCACAUCCCUCAGUGUGAUGACGAGGGGAACUUCAGGCCGAUGCAAUGUCACGGCAGCACAGGAUACUGCUGGUGUGUGUACGAGAAUGGACAGGAGGUUCUCGGGACGAGGACAGCCCCUGGAACUGGUCAGCCACGCUGUGGGGAGCUGGAAACCAACGAACGGCCAAAGACUGCUUGUCAACUGCAGCAAGAGCGACUGCGAGCAAUACUGAGCCUGCGCAGACCCAUUUCUGGACUCCACAUCCCUCAGUGCGAUGAAGAAGGGAACUUCAGUCCACUGCAGUGCCAUGGCAGCACAGGAUACUGCUGGUGUGUCUAUGAAAAUGGACAGGAAGUUCCAGGGACUAUGACACCUCCUGGAACAAGUCAACCACAUUGUGAACAGCCAGGAGACAAUGAGCACCCAAAGACUGCCUGUGAGCAGCAGCGAGAACACUUAGAAACGAUGAGCCAGCGUGGAUCCCUGCCCUUGGUUGGUCUCCACAUCCCUCAGUGUGAUGACGAGGGGAACUUCAGGCCGAUGCAGUGUCACAGCAGCACAGGAUACUGCUGGUGUGUGUACGAGAAUGGACAAGAAAUUAUUGGGACGAGAAGAGCACCUGGAACUGGUCAGCCACGUUGUGGACUUACAGCUUUAACAACCAGUGAACGCCGUAAAACUGCAUGUGAAGAGCAACGAGAGAGAUUACAAACGGAGUUGACUGCAUUUGGAUCUGAACCUCGGGUGGGACUCUACAUCCCUCAGUGUGAUGACGAGGGGAACUUCAGGCCGAUGCAAUGUCAAAGCAGCACAGGCCACUGCUGGUGUGUGGAUGAAAAUGGACAGGAAGUUGCUGGGACGAGGACAGCACCUGGAUCUGCUCAACCACGUUGUGGGCUUCCAGCCGGUGAGCGCCCGAAGUCUGCCUGUGAGCAGCAGCGAGAACGGUUGCAAGCAGAGGGGAGCCAGCACGGACUUCUUGUUGGACUCUACAUCCCUCAGUGUGAUGACGAGGGGAACUUCAGGCCGAUGCAAUGUCACGGCAGCACAGGAUACUGUUGGUGUGUGUACGAGAAUGGACAGGAGGUUGCAGGGACGAGGACAGCACCUGGAACUGGUCAACCACGCUGUGAGGUGCCAGCUUUAACAACCAGUGAACGCCGUAAAACUGCAUGUGAAGAGCAACGAGAGAGAUUACAAACGGAGUUGACUGCAUUUGGAUCUGAACCUCGGGUGGGACUCUACAUCCCUCAGUGUGAUGACGAGGGGAACUUCAGGCCGAUGCAAUGUCAAAGCAGCACAGGCCACUGCUGGUGUGUGGAUGAAAAUGGACAGGAAGUUGCUGGGACGAGGACAGCACCUGGAUCUGCUCAACCACGUUGUGGGCUUCCAGCUGGUGAGCGCCCGAAGUCUGCCUGUGAGCAGCAGCGAGAACGGUUGCAAGCAGAGGGGAGCCAGCACGGACUUCUUGUUGGACUCUACAUCCCUCAGUGUGAUGACGAGGGGAACUUCAGGCCGAUGCAAUGUCACGGCAGCACAGGAUACUGUUGGUGUGUGUACGAGAAUGGACAGGAAGUUGCAGGGACGAGGACAGCACCUGGAACUGGUCAACCGCGCUGUGAGGUGCCAGCUUUAACAACCAGUGAACGCCGUAAAACUGCAUGUGAAGAGCAACGAGAGAGAUUACAAACGGAGUUGACUGCAUUUGGAUCUGAACCUCGGGUGGGACUCUACAUCCCUCAGUGUGAUGACGAGGGGAACUUCAGGCCGAUGCAAUGUCAAAGCAGCACAGGCCACUGCUGGUGUGUGGAUGAAAAUGGACGGGAAAUUGCUGGGACUAGGACAGCACCUGGAUCUGCUCAACCACGUUGUGGGCAUCCAGCCAGUGACCGCCCAAAGUCUGCCUGUGAGCAGCAGCGAGAAUGGACAGAGGCAGAGAUGAGCCUGCGGGGGCCUCUUCUGGGAGUCCACAUCCCUCAGUGUGAUGACGAGGGGAACUUCAGGCCGAUGCAAUGUCACAGCAGCACAGGCCACUGCUGGUGUGUAGAUGAAAAUGGACGGGAAGUUGCUGGGACGAGGACAGCACCUGGAUCUGCUCAACCACGUUGCGGACUUCCAGCCAGUGAGCGCCCGAAGUCUGCCUGUGAGCAGCAGCGAGAACGGUUGCAAGCAGAGGGGAGCCAGCACGGACUUCUUGUUGGACUCUACAUCCCUCAGUGUGAUGACGAGGGGAACUUCAGGCCGAUGCAAUGUCACGGCAGCACAGGAUACUGUUGGUGUGUGUACGAGAAUGGACAGGAGGUUGCAGGGACGAGGACAGCACCUGGAACUGGUCAACCACGCUGUGAGGUGCCAACUUUAACAACCAGUGAACGCCGUAAAACUGCAUGUGAAGAGCAACGAGAGAGAUUACAAACGGAGUUGACUGCAUUUGGAUCUGAACCUCGGGUGGGACUCUACAUCCCUCAGUGUGAUGACGAGGGGAACUUCAGGCCGAUGCAAUGUCAAAGCAGCUCAGGCCACUGCUGGUGUGUGGAUGAAAAUGGACAGGAAGUUGCUGGGACGAGGACAGCACCUGGAUCUGCUCAACCACGUUGUGGGCUUCCAGCCAGUGAGCGCCCGAAGUCUGCCUGUGAGCAGCAGCGAGAACGGUUGCAAGCAGAGGGGAGCCAGCACGGACUUCUUGUUGGACUCUACAUCCCUCAGUGUGAUGACGAGGGGAACUUCAGGCCGAUGCAAUGUCACGGCAGCACAGGAUACUGUUGGUGUGUGUACGAGAAUGGACAGGAGGUUGCAGGGACUAGAACAGCACCUGGAACUGGUCAACCACGCUGUGAGGUGCCAGCUUUAACAACCAGUGAACGCCGUAAAACUGCAUGUGAAGAGCAACGAGAGAGAUUACAAACGGAGUUGACUGCAUUUGGAUCUGAACCUCGGGUGGGACUCUACAUCCCUCAGUGUGAUGACGAGGGGAACUUCAGGCCGAUGCAAUGUCAAAGCAGCACAGGCCACUGCUGGUGUGUGGAUGAAAAUGGACGGGAAAUUGCUGGGACUAGGACAGCACCUGGAUCUGCUCAACCACGUUGUGGGCAUCCAGUGGCCAAUGAACGUUCAAAGUCUGCUUGUGAGCAGCAGCGAGAACAGACACAAGCAGAGGUGAGCCUGCGCGGGCCUCUCGUUGGACUCCACAUCCCUCAGUGUGACGAAGAAGGAAAGUUCAGGCUGAUGCAGUGUCACAGCAGCACAGGAUACUGCUGGUGUGUGUACGAGAAUGGACAGGAGGUUCCCGGGACGAGGACAGCCCCUGGAACUGGUCAGCCACGCUGUGGGGAGCCGGUAUUGACGGAAAAUUCAAAGCCACCUUGUGUAGAGCUGCGGGAUCAAGUACAGGCGGAGCUCAGUCAGAGCAGACCUCGACCUGCUGUCGGUGUGUACGUCCCUCAGUGUGAUGCCGAAGGCAACUUCAAGCCUCUGCAAUGUCACAGCAGCACAGGGCAGUGCUGGUGUGUGGAUGAACUGGGGCGAGAAAUUUCUGGGACUCGGACUCUUCCUGGAAGCGCUCAUCCACAAUGUGGGCAGCCAGAACUCUCACCGCAACCGCAGACAGUGUGUGAGCGCUGGAGGUUCAACCUUCUGAAAGACUAUGGUGGCAGACCAGCUGAUGACCAGUAUGUACCUCAGUGCACAGAGCUUGGAGACUUCAGUCCUUUGCAGUGCUAUGGAAACAGUGGUUAUUGUUGGUGUGUGGAUAAAGACGGUCGAGAAAUUCAAGGAACGCGGACUGAACCUGGCACUCCACCAGCAUGUAUACCAACUGUUGCACCUCCCACCACUCAGCCAACUACAGCAUCUGUUCUGACUGCACCACCCAGAGGGGUUUUCCUUUUGUAUGCUCAGGGACAGCACAUUGGGUACCUGCCCCUGAAUGGUACUCGGCUAAACACAGAGGAAGCCAAGAGCCUGUUAGCUCUUCAUGGUUCAAUUAUUAUUGGUAUUGAUUAUGACUGCAGGGAUAAGAUGGUUUAUUGGACUGAUGUUGCAGGCCGAACUAUCAAUCGAGUUAGUUUGGAACCUGGUGCAGAGCCAGAAAUAAUCAUUAAUACAGGACUGACUAGUCCUGAAGGACUAACCAUAGACUACAUCCGCAGAAAUCUGUUUUGGACCGAUAGUGGAUUAGAUAAAAUAGAAACAGCUGCAAUCGAUGGGUCCAAACGGCGAGUUCUUGUUGAUACUGAUCUGGUAAAUCCCAGAGCAAUUGUAGUGGACUCUCAUAGUGGUAACCUUUACUGGACAGACUGGAAUCGUGAAGCUCCUAAAAUUGAAACUUCUCACUUAGAUGGAACUAAUAGAAGGAUAUUAGUUAAAAAUGAUAUUGGGUUGCCCAAUGGGUUGACAUUUGACCCAUUUUCCUCACAACUCUGCUGGGCUGAUGCUGGAACCAAAGAUCUGGAGUGCAUAUUUCCAGAUGGGACAGGAAGACGAGUAGUGCAGAGUGGUCUAAACUAUCCUUUCAGUAUUGUUGCCUACUCAAACCAUUUUUACUACACAGACUGGAGAAGAGAUGGAAUUAUUGUUGUGCCUAAAGAUGGCAGCCAGAUGACUGAUGAGUACCUACCCGAUCAGAGAUCACAUCUAUAUGGAAUAACUGUUGCUUACCCUCGUUGUCCAUAUGGAAGAAAAUAAUGUCUCUACUGAUAAUGGCGACAGUAUUUCAUCAUUCUACAUAUGGAGGGAAGACUAUUUGGACCAGGGUGCUGCAGACAGAAGUGAACUCCGUUACCCCUCACCACCCCCCAACCCCCAUUAAGUAAG
Molecule: messenger RNA, 8335 nt
Organism: Mobula hypostoma (lesser devil ray)
Lineage: Eukaryota; Metazoa; Chordata; Chondrichthyes; Myliobatiformes; Myliobatidae
Gene: nid2a
Product: nidogen 2a (osteonidogen)
Exons: 36
Coding region: 263-8206 (2647 amino acids)
Biological process (GO): cell-matrix adhesion
Cellular component (GO): basement membrane
Source: RefSeq, a predicted model, not a curated record